Molecule: messenger RNA, 1101 nt
Organism: Cladocopium goreaui
Lineage: Eukaryota; Dinophyceae; Suessiales; Symbiodiniaceae
Source: the annotation of a GenBank genome assembly
AUGGCGGUGAAGCAUUUGGGCCAGGCACCCAGUGCUUUUCUGCGGCAAACCGUUGACCAGACGCCGACACCAAAACCCGUACCACACUAUGAAGUCGUGGUCCUGCAGAAGGUGUGGAAGCUGCGUCCUGGCAAUCGCAAUUUGUUGGAGGCCCUGGCCCUCUUGAUGCAUGCGCUGCGCAAGAACUCCAGGUCCUACAACAGCUUCCCGCAGUCUUUGCGCAAUGUGAUGGAAGGAAGUGCAAAUCCGUGGCUGUCCGGUGACCCCGAGCGAGGUGAAAAGUCGGGGGAUGUAUGCAAGAGUGCGCAGAGCGCCCAGACGCAGCCACUUGGGUAUUCCUUCGAAGAUGACGAUGACGACGUAGAUUUCGUGGACGAGGAAAACGACGCAGAUCGACGCCUGCAGCACAUCUUCCAGUCGCUGACGUCCUUGGAGGCCGAGCGGCAACGGCUCAUGCGCGAAGCCGUGGAAUGCACAGGCCUCAACGAGGACGAAGCCGUCCUGCUGCUGCGAGGCUGCGCCUGGGACGUGGCCGUCUUCAACGAGGCAUUUUUCGAGGAUGCGGAGGCUUUGCGCAGCCGCAUCGGUGUGGCGGAAGAGGAUUGCCAGAUGUCCAGCGCGGAGGGCGCGCCUCUGUGCAGCAUCUGCUUUUCGGAGCCGGGCGAGAGCUUGAUGCCCUGCCAGGCGCCUGAGCUCUUUUGCCGUGACUGCUGGCGUCAAUACUUGGAACAAGCGGUUCAAGAGGGUCGAGGUUGCCUAGAUCUGAGAUGUCCCGCGGUGGCGUGCAAGGAGCUGGUUCGACCCUCUCUCUUUGCAUCCUUGCUGUCAGCACCACUCUUGGAGCGAUACCAGCGCUUUCUGACCGGAAGUCUGGUGGAUGACUCGCGGGGCAAGCUGCGCUGGUGUCCGGGCCGCAACUGCUCGGCCGCCGCCGGAGAACCCCUUGGCGGCUUGCAGGAGGUGACGUGCCCGUGUGGCACUUCCUGGUGUUUCCGUUGCGGAAACGACGUGCAUCUCCCUGUGACCUGCGAGACGGUGAGACGUUGGGAGGAGAAGAAUCGCGACGAAGGCCUGGUUCAACACACGGCGAUUUCACCAUGA